CUCGGCUGCAUCCGGUCUGACUUAACUAAGUGCAUGACGAGCUUCAUCUCAGCUCCAGCUAAACCUCGACACACAUCAGCUGAGUUUGCAUCCUCGUAGCUAAAAAUACAGGAAUUUAUCAUCACGUAAAAUUCAAGAUUAGCAUCUUACAAAGCUACAUUUCGCUGUUAAAACCACUCAAACAGCUGUCAUCUGAGCCGGUAACCACGGAAACGAGAGGAGAAGAUAACACAUCAGAAACCCGGCUAACAAAGAGGUCCUUCUUUCAACGACAACAUUUUUCCUCCAUAUUCAAUAGUUAUGAGUCAUGUGGCCGUCGAAAAUGUCCACGGUCUAGAGCAGCAGCUCGCUGUCCUAGACUUGAGUGCAGCAGAUGGACAAGGUGGAGGCCCUAACCCAGGAAAUGCCUUUGCUGCUGGUCGACCGGGUGGCUACACCAUAGCGCCCGCAGCCAACUAUGGUUGGGACGGGGGGCGCAACAACUUUGUUAACGGCUACCAUGACAACCGCAUGGGCGGCGGCAACACUUUCAACCGCGGCCCGCCUCGCAUGGAGAGGGGUCGAGGUGGCGUCGGAGGAGGUUACCGCGGCAACAGGGGCGGAGCUUUCAACCCCAUCAACCCAGCACAGCCAAUGGCCUUCGGUGGCUACGAAACUAAAGACGCAGGCGGCUGGAACACUGCCAAAGACGCCUAUGGCAGUUUUGGGAACAACCGAGGGAAGUCAGCAUUCUUCAAUGACAGAGGCAAUGCUAACAGAGGAAGGUUUGAUCAUGGUGGAUUCGGUGGCGGAGGAGGAGGAGGAGGAGGAAACAGCCGCUGGGUGGAGGAGCCCAGAGAAGAAGGAGACUGGUCCAAACCAACGCCACGUAACGAACGCCUUGAACAUGAGCUGUUCUCCGGCAGUAACACUGGGAUUAACUUUGAGAAAUACGAUGACAUUCCUGUUGAGGCCACAGGACAGAACUGCCCUCACCACAUUGACAGUUUCACAGAUGUGGACAUGGGUGAGAUUGUCAUAGGUAACAUUGCUCUGAGUCGCUACACCAGACCGACGCCUGUCCAGAAAUACGCCAUUCCUAUUGUGAAGUCGAAGCGAGACCUCAUGGCCUGCGCACAGACAGGUUCUGGGAAGACCGCGGCGUUCCUGUUGCCCAUUCUCAGCCAGAUCUACACUGAUGGACCAGGAGAAGCUCUUAACGCAGCUAAAGCAUCUGGACAGGAUAAUGGAAAGUAUGGGCGUCGUAAGCACUUCCCCAUCUCACUGGUGUUGGCUCCAACCAGAGAACUGGCACUGCAGAUAUAUGAUGAAGCCAGGAAGUUUUCCUACCGCUCCAGAGUGCGUCCCUGUGUUGUGUAUGGAGGAGCAGACAUCGGCCAGCAGAUCAGAGAUCUGGAGAGAGGAUGCCACCUGCUGGUGGCCACACCCGGGAGACUGGUGGACAUGAUGGAGAGGGGCAAGAUUGGACUGGACUACUGCACCUACCUGGUCCUGGAUGAGGCAGAUCGCAUGUUGGACAUGGGAUUUGAACCACAGAUAAGACGCAUUGUUGAACAAGACACCAUGCCGCACAAAGGCAUCCGACAAACCAUGAUGUUCAGCGCAACCUUUCCUAAAGAGAUCCAGAUCCUGGCCCGGGAUUUCCUAGAGGAGUACAUCUUCCUGGCGGUGGGCAGAGUGGGUUCCACCUCAGAGAACAUCACUCAGAAAGUUGUGUGGGUGGAGGAGAGCGAUAAGAGGUCUUUCCUCCUGGACCUGCUCAGUGCUACAGUCAUCCCCAGCGAGGUACAGGACAAUACUGGAGACAACAUAGAGAAACCUGGUGUCUUUUCUGUUCCUUCACCAGGCAAGGACUCGUUGACUCUGGUUUUUGUGGAGACCAAGAAAGGCGCCGACGCCUUGGAGGACUUCCUGUAUCGGGAGGGCUACGCCUGCACCAGUAUCCACGGCGACCGCUCCCAGAGAGACCGAGAGGAGGCCCUGAGCCAGUUCAGAUCAGGAAAAUGCCCCAUUCUGGUGGCCACAGCGGUAGCAGCUCGCGGUCUGGACAUCUCCAAUGUGAAACAUGUUAUUAACUUUGACCUGCCCAGCGACAUAGAGGAGUAUGUCCACCGUAUCGGACGUACAGGACGAGUCGGAAACCUGGGACUGGCCACAUCGUUUUUCAAUGAUAAAAAUGGGAACAUCACCAAGGACCUGCUGGACAUCCUAGUAGAGGCCAAACAGGAAGUUCCCUCGUGGCUUGAGAGCCUGGCCUAUGAACACCAGCACAAGAGCACCAACAGAGGACGCUCUAAGAGGUUCUCUGGUGGAUUUGGAGCGCGUGAUUAUCGCCAGACGGCCGCCGGGGGCACCGCUGGAGGGUUUGGAGGACGUGGAGGUCGCAACCAGGGAGGACACGGAGCAACCCGCGGGUUCGGAGGAGGUGGAUUCGGUAACUUCUACACCAGCGACGGCUACGGAGGGAACUACUCGCACUCUCAAGUCGACUGGUGGGGCAACUAGGUUCCUCCUUCCCUCCUUUACUCAUCCCUCUUUCUUCCUCUUCCACUCAUCCUCCUUCCUUUCUCCACACCGUUGUCUGCACCCCAUCCAUCUCCUCCCCUUCAUUAACCCCAAGAACCCACGUGCAUGUUAUUAAACUAUUUAUACUCAUUUAUAUAGCCCUCCCUCCAUCCCCCACACACUCGGAUCUUUUAAUUCUUUUCUCGUUCUUCCCAUCUCCACCUUCGUCUUUACGGUCCCUCAUCUUUUUUCUUCUUUUGAUUUCUUAAUUUCUGGUAAAUCUCACCUCUUACAAUAGGCCACAUUAUAAAGGGAUUCUUCAGUUUUAGUUGGUUAUGUUUCAACACCAGCUAGCUACCAGCUGGCAACAUCCUUUAGUUUCAGUGAGGACGUUUUGAACUAUUUUCCCUCUGUGGCAAGUGCUUGAAGAAAAUAACCAAUUGAAUGAAAGUUCUAGGUGUUCCUUUAACCCCCUAAGAUUAGAUGGACAUUUAAUAUUUACAGUGAGUUAGUCCUACAAAAGUAGAAGAGCAGGGGUAAAUCCAGUUAUUUUUUCACUUUAGAUUUGAGUUUUGGCUUCAUUGUGUUUUUGUCUGCAUUCACCCAAAGCCAGCCAGGCGUCCUGUGUACCCUCACAUGUCAUCUUUGUAUGUAACGCAUGGCCAUGUUGUAAAUCACCGGCCAAAAACUUUUCUAAAAUAUCGCGCAGAGAUAGGCAAGAUGUCAAAUCUGAGCAAAAUAUGUCUGCAUAUAAAUUCAAAAAUGGGAACAGGCUGAAGUCUCCAUUUACGUGAUAGAUAAAAGGCGGCCACAGAAACAGAAAUAUUUUUUUUUUUCACCUUUUUAAAAACGUAUUGAAGUCUUGAUUUCCAGAGAUCUGAGAAAGAUGUCUAACAGAGACAAAAGGGACAAGGGGCGGGACAAACUGAGACGCCCAGCCAGUGGGACGCCCAUUAGCAAUGAUGCUAGCAAACAGCAUUUUCUUUGUUUGAAACAAAACAUACUGGAGGAUCAUUUGUUUCUGUACUGUGCCUUUUAAGAAUUUGAACUUUGUCUCUUAUUUCCGUUGUUUUAAUUGCCAUAAUACGUACGUGGCUACAAGUAUUGGCCAACUGUGACUAAAAAAAAUGUGUAUUUAAUGUCAUGUAUGGGUUUAAACAUGUUUUUCUUUAUUUAUAUUUGGAAGGAAACAAACUAGGCUUGAACUAAAUCAAACCUUGGCAAAAAAAAAAAAAAAAAAAACUGCAAUGAGGAAACUCAAAGCAAUUCCUUAUCUGUCUAUUGGAGUUCAAAUUCGUCAGAAGGUCUCUGAUGAGCUGAUUCCCAAAAGCAUAUUACCACUGCAACCAUAUUUAUAUAUUCCUUUGAUAUACUCUCAUCCUGAGUGACUGAAAUGGGUCAA
This is a messenger RNA of Sebastes umbrosus (honeycomb rockfish), 3907 nucleotides long. Its product is annotated as ATP-dependent RNA helicase DDX3X-like. The record is from RefSeq and is a predicted model, not a curated record. Lineage: Eukaryota; Metazoa; Chordata; Actinopteri; Perciformes; Sebastidae. Bases 301 to 2505 code for a protein of 734 amino acids. Gene Ontology annotation, molecular function: RNA helicase activity; RNA binding; ATP binding. The transcript is spliced from 19 exons. Gene Ontology annotation, biological process: cell differentiation; gamete generation. Gene Ontology annotation, cellular component: nucleus; P granule.